Messenger RNA from Periophthalmus magnuspinnatus, 4349 nucleotides. It is a transcript of the gene tgfbr3, whose product is annotated as transforming growth factor, beta receptor III. The transcript has 14 exons. The record is from RefSeq and is a predicted model, not a curated record. NCBI's taxonomy places the organism in Eukaryota, Metazoa, Chordata, Actinopteri, Gobiiformes, Gobiidae. The coding region runs from base 296 to 2584 and encodes 762 amino acids.
GUAAAACUAAACGGCACAUAUUAAACACAUUAAACUCACAGAUACACUCCGUACCUCUUUUACCCGUCUUCAGUGUUGUUUUCUAACCUGGAAUAGUUUGGAUGUCCGCCGGAAACCGUGGGAUAUUUUGACAUCCGCGUUCAGCACAGCAAGCAGCUCCUGUCAAGUUUACUUCUUGGACUUUUUGCGUGGUUGAAUGGUGCCUUCUGAAGACCUGAGGUGAAGAGAGAAGAGUGUCCCUUACAGAAGUUUCUCCUCUGACCGUCCUGCUAUCCAAACAGCUGGAGUCUUCAUCAUGUGGAGACGAUUGAAAAGUUUAAUAUUGCUUCUUACAAUAUGGCACCAAGCAUCCGCAGGUCCUGUGUUCCGUAGCCCGUGUGAGCUGCUCCCGGUGGGGCAGGGACACCCGGUGCAGGCCCUGUCCAAAACCUUCACUGUUCUGGCUGGAUGUGCGAGCAAAGGCACCAGUGGACUACCACAGGAGGUGCAUGUAGUCAACGUCAGAGGAAACACACCAGAGGGACAGGACGGGACACUACCACAGGUGCAGCUCCAUCUGAAGCCCAUCCAGUCUCUGCUCCGUCAUCAGAAGGCCCUAGUGUUUGUGCUGAACUCUCCACAGCCGCUCACAUGGAGGAUCCGCACUGAGAACCUGGCUCCGGGCGCCACACACACCUUUCAUGUUUCAGCAGAAUCACAGGUCCAGUUCCAAUCCUCAGAUCUUGCUCUCACUCACUCUCACGUCCUGACGGAGAGUUUGCCCCAUGGGAACGAGCAUCUCCUCAACUGGGCACAAAGGAAGUACAAGGCCAUCACGUCCUUCUCCGAGCUGCGCAUGACCCAGGACAUCUACAUCAAAGUGGGAGAAGAUCCAGUCUUCUCCGACACGUGUAAGAUCGAUACGCGGUUUCUGUCUCUGAAUUACUUGGGCGGGUACGUAGAGCCCCAGCCCUCCAAAGGCUGCAUUCUCUCUGGACCUGAUGACAAAGAGGUGCACGUCAUCGAACUGCAGGCCCCCAACUCUAGCAGUGCGUUCCAGGUGGAUGUGAUAGUGGAUCUUCAGCCUCUGGAGGAGGACGCCCCUCUGCACCGUGAUGUGGUCCUCAUCCUCAAAUGUGCCAGAGCUGUCAACUGGGUCAUCGAGGUCCACAGAGUCAUCGGCAAACUGCAAGUGGUGGCCUCCGACACCAUCAGCAUUGGUUCUGGUAAAGAGUUGAUGCAGGUGACUAAAGUACCCAAGCAAUCUUUACCUUUGGGCUCUCAGAACUUGAUCCAAUGGACCGAGGAGCAUGGCUAUGGCCCGGUCACCUCCUACACCAGCACUUCUGUGGCCAACCACUUCAACCUCAGACUCCGCGAACAUGACAGAGUAGACCCUCUGGACAGCAUGUUCUCUCCGGACCUGUCUGUCCUCCAUGAUUCCAGGCCUCACCAUGAGCCCAGGACUGCCCCUCGUCUCUCUGGCCUGCCUUUCCCCUUCACCCCUGCUCCCCGUCCCUCAGAUGACCUGCCAUACCUAGGCCUGCCCCCCUCCUUGGACGAUGGGGCCUGGGACAAUGAGGGUCCGGAGGAGGUUCAGAGAGUGCUCAAUGUGGGGAUGACAGUGCAGUGUGAAGAGUCCAGGAUGGUGGUCAGCAUAGAUAAAGAUAGCCUCAAGGCAAACGGAUUUACCAACGCCAGCAUCACUCUUCAAGACCCAGAAUGCAAAGCGACAGUGAAUGCAACACACUAUAGGUUGGAGACCCCUCUGGAUGGGUGCUUGACCGCUGUUUAUCCCAUACAGGGCAGCUCCACUAAACUACACAUCAACUCUGUUUUUGUUAGUCAUGUUGAGUCCAAAGAUGGGAGCGGUGGCCCCUUGGAGUUCGAUCAGGAUCCGGACUCUGAAGACCGUCUGUUUCCCAGAGAGGCUGCCCCGGACCGCACAGAUCCCCUUUCUGUCAUCAUGUUCAACUGCAGCUACUCAACAAAGCCAGACUCUUCAGAAAUCCCACCCAGGAUAAUGCCCGAACUACAGAGGCCUAAGCCAGUCAACGUGUCCUUCAGCAUAGAACUGUACAACACUCAACCAUUCAGUGACCCCUCACGACAGUCCUUCUACACAGUGUCACAAAACCUGCAAGUCUAUGUCCAGAUCACCUCCAGCACCUCUGACCCGGACCUGAGCUUCACCAUCAUCUCAUGCCUUAUCUCCCCCAACUCCAACCCCCGCAGCUUCUCCGACUACCUCCUCAUUGAAACCGUCUGCCCCACGGACGACUCUGUCAAAUUCUACCCCAACCUGAACCUCCAGAGCGAAAAGAAGACCUUCAGUUUCAACUUCAACUCAAAGUUCAAUGCAUCUCUGCUUUUCCUGCACUGUGAGAUGUCGCUAUGCUCUAAAAAAUCUUCAGGAUCGUUGCCAGCGUGCUUACAGCCCGGUGAAACCUGUGAUUCUCUGUCAGUGGAUAAGAUCAUGGUGAUGAUGAUGAACACCAAGACUGCUACCAAGCCUUUAGUGGUGUUGGACGGAUCCACUGAACCCGAUAUCACUGGCAAGUUACACAUUAUACUAGCAUUCCAAGUAAUAAGGCAUAUAUCAUAAGUUUGUAUUGCAAUAUGGAUAUAUUUGCCCAGUAUACUCAGUAAAUUUCUUUUUUUCUUUUCACAAUCUCUGAACCUGAUCCAAACUGGCCCAGUUACAAGAAUAAACAAUUUGCACAGGUUUGGGUGAAUUCAUGAGCAAGUCAUUUGAAAUCUCAUAAUUAUAAUUUUUUUGCUUCAGCAAGUAUCUAUGACAUGGAUAAGUAUAACAUUACUGCCUUGUAUUUAGGUUCUUGUAUAUUAGUAUUUGAAGGGGUCAGCAAUAACAAGGAGCCAUGGAUUAUCAGUUGCUUAACAAUAAAUACAUUAAUUUUAAAAAUCUAUUAGAUAUAUAGAUUGGUAUUUCCCAAAUUUUGGUACCACUGACAAGCUCACUGGUAAUCAAGCUCCUUCACAGUUCUUAUAUUGGCUUAAUUUAGUCACUUUUAUCCACGUUUUUGUCCUCUGGGUGAUUUAUUGGCAUGAAGUACUAUAGUAAUGAUGUAGACCAAUUUUAUGCCUGGUUUUGCCUUUGUUUACAGCUGCAAUUUCCUCAUUAUAGACCAGGUUUUAGUGUUAUUACAGUAUCAAAAUUUCAACCUUGAUUUCAAUACUAAGGAAUAGACUUGACUCAAUCCCGAUUCUGAUUCCAAAAUGAUAAUAAAAACACUCUUUCGAUACUUGCUCAAGAGAGUAUUUAGUUUCAGUGCUAGUUUUAAUAUCAGUUAGUAUCUGAUUUUUGAUACUUUUGACAACCCUACCAGGUUUAGAUCUGGCAGUACUUGGAAAGCCAAAUCUUUUCUUAGAUGUGGAAAGUUUGAGAACUACUGAUAUAAAUGCUACAUUACAGUCAUACAAUUCAAGAUAGUUAUGAUGGAGUCUGCGAAUGAGACCAAAACCACUAAUAACAACACAUCUUUCCCACAUGUGUUUCUCAUUAGUUGCUCUCUAUAGGUUAGCAUUGCUGGUGCUUAUACGUCUGUUUACAUUUAUGCCUCUACACAAUAGUUUUUUUAAUAAGUUAGCGUGUGGCUGGCUAAUGCUGCAGCCAACUUUUAAGAGACAUAUGGAAAAAGCACAGUAAUUCCCAUUGUCAAAUAAGACACAUAUACUGUAACUGUGAAUUUAUGAUAGAAAACAGCAGGAGAAUGCACUGCAAUGGUCUCAUUCAAAGCUAUGGGGAGCGUGCCAUUAUGGUUAGCUCAGUGUUGGUUGAAUUACGCUAUUGGUCUAGGUAAUAAUGUACGGUAUAAUUAGCAUGUGGGUAUGUUGCUGACUGCAAACCUCUGCCAAAUGACACUAUUAGGAGAGAGGAGGAAAGACCAGAGAGGCGGAGAGAGGAGGAGUUACAUCCAGUUUCUUUUAUGGUUGUUUAAGCAUUAGAAUCCAAAAUUUUCUCCUUGGUUCAUUAUUAAAAUUUUAAUUGUCAGUGCAAAUUUUAAACCUAAUCAUUUAUAUUAGUGACAAUGUCCAUUUUCAAACCAAAAAAUGCUCAUUUCCAGUAGUGCUGUAACUGUAACCCACUCAGUGAAACUCAGCAGUUAUAGCUCUUGUAAGUUCUUUCCUUUGUUGGGCCAGAUGGAAACAGAAUACAGAAUAAUAAAAAAAAAUAUACAUAUUGUCCAGUUAAAAAAGUGUUAAAUAUAGUUUAGAGAAAGUAUAUUGAGCCACAGGAGAAAUUAAGAGUUGUGGGAGUUAAAAGUCACAGUACACACCUUUUUCGUCAAAAAUAGAAUAUGGCAUAUUUAUUUUUAUUAUUUUUUUCAGUUUGGUUGUUUUUAUUGCAC